Phycomyces blakesleeanus NRRL 1555(-) is the source of this 342-nucleotide messenger RNA. RefSeq lists its product as hypothetical. The record is from RefSeq and is a predicted model, not a curated record. NCBI's taxonomy places the organism in Eukaryota, Fungi, Mucoromycota, Mucoromycetes, Mucorales, Phycomycetaceae. The transcript is spliced from 5 exons. Bases 1 to 342 code for a protein of 113 amino acids.
AUGCAUGCAGUGAUCGCUAUAGAGGCGGGUGCAUUGACUAAUUUGUACCAGGAGUGUCUAACUUUGGGCUCAAUCGUAGCAAGCUAUUUACUCAAAACCAAUUAUUUGCCGGUGACAAGAUACUCAGAUCUGUAUAUUGGUAGUGGAGAUAUUGGCACCUUUGUUGUUUCAGUUGGCACAGUUGAUUACAUUAAUGAGUUUAGCCUUAGUAAUAAAGCAAUGAAUGAUGAAUUUACUAUGGGCAAUGUCCUCACAAGUUUGAUUGAAUAUAAUCAAAAAAAUAUUUUCAAAUGUGAUUAUAGGGAGCUUAAGUCCAAUCAUAGAAUUCUCUUGUACGAGUAA